GGGCGGAGAGCGGGGAAGGCUGGCGGCGGCGCGGACACGUGCAGGAUGUCCUUCAAGAAAGAAACUCCGCUUGCCAACGCUGCAUUCUGGGCAGCGAGGAGGGGAAACCUGGCCCUACUGAAACUUCUGUUGAACAGUGGUCGUGUGGAUGUGGACUGCAGAGACAGUGUAUGGACAGACAUGCAUGGCACCACACUCCUCAUGGUCGCCUCCUACGCUGGCCACAUAGACUGUGUGAGGGAGCUGGUUCUACAGGGGGCAGACAUCAACCUCCAGAGAGAGUCAGGUACAACUGCCCUGUUCUUUGCUGCCCAGCAAGGCCACAAUGACGUCGUGAGAUUUCUCUUCGGAUUUGGAGCAUCUACUGAACAUAGGACCAAAGACGGGGGCACUGCCCUGUUGGCUGCCAGUCAGUAUGGGCACAUGCCAGUGGUGGAGACCUUGCUGAAGCAUGGGGCCAACAUCCAUGACCAACUGUAUGAUGGAGCCACUGCCCUCUUCCUAGCUGCCCAAGGUGGUUACUUGGAUGUUAUUCGACUACUGCUGUCUUCAGGAGCAAAAGUCAACCAGCCAAGGCAGGAUGGAACUGCGCCGCUGUGGAUCGCAUCCCAGAUGGGCCACAGCGAGGUGGUGCGCGUGAUGCUGCUGAGGGGAGCUGACCGUGACGCUGCACGCAACGACGGCACCACAGCGUUGCUGAAGGCAGCCAACAAAGGGCACAGUGACGUCAUCGAGGAGUUGCUCAAAUUCUCACCUGCUCUCGGUAUUUUGAAGAAUGGGACGUCAGCUCUCCACGCAGCAGUGCUCAGCGGAAACAUGAAAACAGUUGCACUGCUCCUGGAAGCAGGGGCAGAUCCAGCCUUGAGAAACCAGGCCAAUGAGCUUCCAGCAGAACUGACCAAAAACGAGCGCAUACUGCACCUCCUAAGAAGCAAAGACGGACCUGGGAAGAAUGAAUUUGGCUCCAUCUUAGAUAGGUAGAAAUUUAGGCCGUGUUGUCUGGAAAGAAAUGGUUCUUAAGAAGGUUGGACAUUCUUGAAGAAAGAAUGUCCACCCUGUGGGUUUGUGCAUUGUGCACUAAAUCAAGGAAGGGCUUGGGGUCUACUUCCCCUACUUACAUUGAGCUUCUCACACUGCCUGGUAACUUGGCCCCUGAGGACAUGGAUAUUCACAGAUUUCACAGAAACUUAUUAUGAAUAUGCUAGUGUGAGUCCCUCAGUUAAACUUGGUGUUUGACGUGGGUUUAGUGCUAAAAAGUGGAGACAAAGGCUUUGUUCUUUAAGAGUCAAAGACUGACCAUCAAUGAAUCAAUGCAUUUUUGCUUUUGUGUUAAAUGUAGCUAUGCUAAAAUACAUUUCAUCCAUCAUAGUUGUGUAUGUCCCUUCAGUAUAAAAUAUUUUCUACCACCUGAAGAUCAUAGCCAUGAUUCUUGUGACCCGAUGACACCUAAGCAUUCUGACAUUCUACUAUGUGCUACUCAAAGGUGAGCCAUUGAUACAUAGAAAAGAUAAACUAUAGUUGUUGACAAAACCUCAUCUUAUUUGUGAUAAGUCACAGUCUCUUAAUCAACAUUGUCGGUGUAUGAGGAAUCCAGUGGAAAACUGAAAAUCCCCAAAGCUGCAAACCACAAGUCUCCUUGAGCUUUGAUUUUGGUUGUUUUGUCUGGAGUCCAUCUCCUGUGCCACAAGAGAGUCCAUAAUAUGCUGUGGAAUUGGCUUCCGACAGCAGUCUCUAACACACUGACUUUGAGCUCAUUGGACAAAACAUGAUGUACAUAAGUACUGUUGCUGUCACUGUUACUACUUGGGAAGGAGUAUCCAUAGUAAAAGGCAUUGUUAGUAUUUACCAAGUGCUCAUAAUGCAUACUCAUGGGUGAACUGGUUCCAACAAAGAACCCCAAGUUUACUGAGAGUUUCUUUGAGGGGCUCUAAAGUUGAUGUUCAGUGCCCCUUCAAUGGUGUCUAACUGCCUCUGACAGUGCCUAACUGCACACACAGACAUCAAGCUGUCUUCUAUGAUGCACCGUAUGGAACACUGGUAGUCCUUCUCAUGUUUAAACACAUAUCCAAUGUUCUUGCUCAUGUUAUGCUCCAGUUUCCAACCAGUAGUCUCUAUGUAGAGUCAUGUUAAGAUGGAGGGAAAAGUAGUCCUAAAUUAGUUUUGCUUAACUAACAUGCAGUGGUACCAGAAGCAUUACAUUUAAGUCAGUAAAUGCCAGAAUGAAACUUCUGAAAUUAGAAGAUAGUCUCUUAAAAUUGUUUAUUAUAAAUGCAAUCAGAAUGAGGAGAUACUGAUAAAUGUUGCUAACAAAGCCGGUAACAAACAGCGCACACAGCUCUCAGAAAAGUGUAGAGCCUGACAGGCUGUGCAAAAAUCCCCAGGCUGAUUUUGAGAUGAUAAGAAAGCUGUUCGUUGCCAGAACACCAGACACAAAUAUUUUGGUAGCUAAAGAUCAGUGCCAACUUCUUCAUUGACAGCCUCUUACACAGCAAAGUAAUACAAAUAUACAUUCCCCCCUUGGGAAAUUUGAAAUAUUGUGUUUGACUUGAAAAAGAAAAUAAUGUGGACUUAAAUUCUUUGCAUUUUAUUUAGCCCAGAACCAGUUCAUCACUGAGCCAAGCAAAGGAGAAGUGUAGGUACCAACAUUAAAAUGCCAGAAGACAGUGUCAGGAACUGCACGUUUUCACUAAAACAUGUUGGCAUUGGCCUGUCCCUCAUAUGAACUAUUUUAGGGCCAUAGAAUUAAUUCAGUAUCUUUAGCAAUACUUAAUAAAGGCCUUUGUACUGUAGAAGACAGGUAUCUGGAUUAGCAUUUGAUCUAGAUGCAAUUAUGAUGUUAUUAUCCAUGGCAGGGAAAUUGAUCUAGACCUUACCAAAGACUGAAUGAAAUGUCUGUUAUUUCAGGAACCAUGCUUCAGUUUGCACAUGUGUAAAGGACUCUUACUUUAUAUUAGUCUCAUUAACAAUUCACUGUUCUCCAAAGACUUAACAUGAGCAGUUCCUAUGCAAACAACCUGUUUAACUGCACUACAAAAGUUUGCCACUACACAUGCAUCUGUUUGACAACACAUUCCAUGUUCCACUUCAAAUAAAGCUAAUGCACUUCCCAA
Molecule: messenger RNA, 3110 nt
Organism: Onychomys torridus (southern grasshopper mouse)
Lineage: Eukaryota; Metazoa; Chordata; Mammalia; Rodentia; Cricetidae
Gene: Ankrd29
Product: ankyrin repeat domain 29
Exons: 10
Coding region: 46-981 (311 amino acids)
Biological process (GO): RNA processing
Molecular function (GO): protein binding; RNA nuclease activity; RNA binding
Source: RefSeq, a predicted model, not a curated record